UAGUGGGAACUUUUAUCGAGACUGGAGUCGGCUACCAAUCGUCCAUAUCCACAACAACAACGUGUCGCGUAAUUAUUUUCCCCUCUUGUUUAUAAAAUUCAACGCAUUAAAUUGUAAAUACACCGCUCACUACUGCACAUCAAAAAAUACGCAGAUUGCGUUGGAAAAGUGUAACAACAACAGCAACACAAAUUAAGCAACGAACGGGAAAAUUUUUCAUCGAACGGGCAGUGAAAAGCUAUUAAUUAGGCAAAAUAAGCAAUCGAAGUACAAAUUAAACCCCCGAAAAAACACCGCCAUCUAUUUACUAAGUGCAAAGUUUGCCAAAUUCUCACUAGACAUUACGGUUGCUACACUCGGAAUAACAAACAAGUAUUACAGGAAGGUGUGGAGGUCAACAGGAAUAGACCAAAAUUGUAAUGGCUGCCAAUAACUUGCGACAAAUCCCGUUGACUUGCAGCGGUCAUACGCGACCCGUGGUUCACCUGGAUUUCAGCGACAUCUGCGACAGCGGCUACUUUCUCAUCUCGGCGUGCAAAGAUGGCAGCCCGAUGCUGCGGCACGGCGACACCGGCGAUUGGGUGGGCACCUUCGAGGGACACAAGGGCGCCGUGUGGAACGCCACUCUCAACCGGAAUGCCACUUUGGCCGCCUCCGGAGCGGCGGACUUCACCGGCAAGGUGUGGAAUGCGGUGACCGGCGCCGAGAUACACAGCUUCCAACACAAGCACAUCGUGAAGAGCGUGGCCUUCGAUAUGGAUUCCGAGAAUAUCGUCACCGGCAGCAACGAGAAGCUGGUGAGGGUCUUCAACCUGGAGCAGCCGGAGGCCCAACCGGAGGAGUACGCCGGACACACGGGUGCCAUCAAGCGGGCGCUCUUCUGCCGCGGCGACAAGUGCAUCAUCUCGGCGGCCGAGGACAAGACGGUUCGGCUGUGGGACCGCAUGACGGGCAUUGAGGUGCAGCGCCUGCAGUUCAACAGCAACCCGAACAGCCUGGAAAUCUCCAGCGACAAUCACAUCCUGACCAUUGCCCAUGGCUCCUCGAUCAGUUUCUGGGAGAUCGACACGCUGAAGAAGCUGAAGGAGGUGAAAGUGCCGACGAACGUGGCGUCGGCCAGUUUGCAUCCGGAUAAACAUGUCUUCGUUUGCGGUGGCGAGGACUUCAAGAUGUACAAAUUCGAUUACAUCACAGGAAAUGAAAUUGAAUCCUUCAAGGGACACUUCGGACCCGUGCACAGCGUGAAAUUCAGCCCAGAUGGCGAGCUCUACGCCAGCGGUUCCGAGGACGGAACUCUCCGGUUGUGGCAGACCACCGUGGGCAAGACCUACGGCCUCUGGAAGUGCACGGAGCCCACGGACCUGGGCAAUUCCAUCAGCUCGCCGCGCGAGGUCCAAGCGAACUGAUGUUGGCGCAGCAGGAGUCGCUGCUACACAGCCCACGCUGCAUCGGCGACGCAACGCAAGGGCACGUGAUUCGGAGCUACGGCUGAGAUCCAAUUAUCAAAAGAACAACUCGUAAUGUGGGUUACAAUAACGAUUCUUCAUAUUCCAACGCUGAACUCUCUCAUUGGCAUUAAAUGAUAAUCACACACAAAACUACAUUGUGAAAUGCAAUAGAAAUAAAUAACUUAAGUGUCGCUUUUGUGACGUGAAUGGA
Messenger RNA from Drosophila ficusphila, 1659 nucleotides. RefSeq names its product serine-threonine kinase receptor-associated protein (gene wmd). The record is from RefSeq and is a predicted model, not a curated record. Gene Ontology annotation, cellular component: SMN complex. Gene Ontology annotation, biological process: spliceosomal snRNP assembly. Bases 420 to 1406 code for a protein of 328 amino acids. The transcript is spliced from 3 exons. Lineage: Eukaryota; Metazoa; Arthropoda; Insecta; Diptera; Drosophilidae. Gene Ontology annotation, molecular function: protein binding; RNA binding.